Molecule: messenger RNA, 2461 nt
Organism: Bufo gargarizans (Asiatic toad)
Lineage: Eukaryota; Metazoa; Chordata; Amphibia; Anura; Bufonidae
Product: collagen alpha-1(XV) chain-like
Exons: 16
Coding region: 22-1374 (450 amino acids)
Source: RefSeq, a predicted model, not a curated record
AAAAAUGCCCUGCGGAACCAGAUGAUGAAUGUCGCACAUUUAAGGGAGGGAGAUAAAGGAGACACUGGGGCACUUGGUCUUCCAGGAGCUAGAGGACUACCUGGUGAAAAGGGCCCACCAGGACCUUCUGGAGGUUCAUGCUGUAAAGGUGAUAUGUUUUCUGUAUCUUCUGCACAAGAUGUACAAGUUCUUGGACCCCCAGGACCUAAGGGUGAAAAGGGAGACCCAGGAGAGGGCUGUGAUUUGUGUAAUGGGGAAAGGAUGGUUCAAGCCAUUGGUCCUCCAGGACCUGUAGGACCUCCUGGUCCACCGGGUCCUCCAGGCUCUCCUGGGCCCGUAUCUGAAGCAAAACCCCCUAUGAUAUACCAACAGAGUGGCAGAUCUGAAGUGUAUGGAUCAGUAAUAUAUUCUGGCCCUCCUGGAAACCCUGGAAUGCCCGGCCCACCAGGUCCUCCUGGACCACCUGGGGUUGUUUAUCUAAAUAGAGUGUUCCCUGUCCCAGCACGACCACACUGCAAGCAGACGGUUCCCAAUGGAAAAACUGAGGACCCAGACUCUGGGCCAGUUGAACGUCGUUUUGAUCAGAAGGUGCAGAGUUGGGUCUUUGCAAACAAAGAGGAGAUGACUGAGGCUUGGGAGGAAGUAGAAGAGGGCAGCCUGGUGUAUCUGAAGGAACCAAGUAGUGCUUUCUUCAGAACCAACGUGGGAUGGAGUAAAAUUAUGCUGGAAGAGUCUGACUCGGCUUUAAUAAAUGACGACCCCUCAUUGGCAGAGGAAGUAACGGAUGAAGACUCUGAUAUUCAUGAGGACACUGUAGCAGUGCUGCCAAGUAUCCCUCCAAGAAUUCCUUCACUUCGCCUAAUAGCACUAAACAUACCUCUGUCUGGAGACAUGACCGGGAUACGGGGAGCUGACUUACAGUGCUAUCGUCAGGCUCAAGAGAUGUCUCUUUUUGGGACAUUCAGAGCACUUCUUUCUUCAUCCAGUCAAUCACUGUCCUCUAUAGUAAAAAAGACUGAUAGAGGUCUCCCCAUUGUGAACUUGAAGGGUGAACUGCUAAUUAGGAACUGGAACUCUCUUUUUGAUAGUAAAUUGUCUCUCCAUAAAUCUGAUGUCCCAAUUUAUUCUUUCAAUGGAAGAAAUGUUCUCAGUGACACUCUGUGGCCACAUAAGGCUUUCUGGCAUGGCUGUGGCCAAAGGGGAUCUUCUGUACGUGGCAGGAACUGCAAGGAAUGGAGAAACCAAGUCAAUGCAGAAGGCCUUGCAUCACCAUUCACAAGGCAAUGGCUCCAAGAAAAUGAUUCCUUCAGUUGUACCAAAACACUGGCUGUCCUAUGCAUUGAAAUAGCUUUCCCAUAUUACUAUAUGUGGUGAUCACCGUUCCCCAGCAUCCUCCCUGCCGACUGCAUAUUUAUAUUCCUAUAUUUAUAUUGUAUAUGUAACUAGCAAACAUGUCACUACGUGGCUGUCCUGUACCACAACUCCUGGGCAUUACUUCUAAAACCGUUCUCCACCGCUGUGCCCGUGAUUUAAUGUAGAUUAAGGAGCAGCGCCAGUCCAGUAAUAAUAUAAUACAGCAUGUGUUCCGGACACAUUGCGUAAUGGACAUAGGGGCUGGCGGUGCCGUCUGAACUACACUGUGACCAUCUUUGUUAUUUAGUCAUACAAACCCAUAAAACAGCUGCGCCCCUUGACAGCUCGUUGUACAUGGCAGCACAGACUGCAAGACAGUCGUCAGUAAUUGCAUUUUCUGAGGUUCUAAAAUAUAUUUUCACUAGCAGAAGAGAACUGAAGCAGGGAAGCCCGCAGAUUACAGACUGGCAGGCAGUUUUACAGCAGUUUAUAGCCUGCAGCCUAAGGGCAGACAGAUGAGGCUAUAGAUGGGCACACAUAGGGGGCAUUUGGUCAAGUUUCCUGAAACCAAAAUCAAGAUUGGAUCAUAAAAGGACAGAAAGUAUAAAGGAUAAAAUAGGACUUCAACUCUUUUUUUAAUUAAAGGGGUUAUCCACUACUAUAAAAAUGCCCCCCAUAUGCGGGGCCCCUCACAGUGAAUAUACUUAUCUCGCUCCCUGCGCCGCUCCUGGUCCCCGCUGCUGCUUCUCCCUGUGCGCGGAUGAAAACAUCCAGUGUCGGGGGGAGCAGCCAAUGGCAGGCAGGGGACGAGCCUCCCUAGCAUUGCGGAGAAGCUGCAGCGGCAGUUCGGGGACCAGGGGCGGAGCAGGGUAAAUAUAUUCACUGUGAGGGAUCCGGGACAUUUUUAUAGUAUUGGAUAACCCCUUUAACUCCUGCAAGCAGGGUGCAAAAUUUUGCUCAAACACAGCAUGUGUCAAACUUUGUGACUUUAGGCAGAUAAUAGGACUAGUCUGCCCUACAAGAUAUGGGGCUACACGGCAAUUACACAUCUGUGCCCCUUAUACUCUUCCCCCGAUGCCCCCACUGCAUUUUUUGGUAUUGAAUUGUA